AAAACCUGACCCCAAACCCCCGUCGAAACAUGUGAUCUGAAUCGAACCUGCCCUGCCAGCCCUUAUUGACGCACAUUCGAAUGGGUUCAGCCCGCUUUUGUCUGUUUUUGCUUGCUGUGUGUGUGUAAUUGGACAACAGCUGGCCAAAGGCGUUACGGGACGCGUAACCGUUACCCAAGAAUCCUCCCAGUCUGCCCACCUCCCCAUCCCCACUGAGAGAAAUACCAUAGCAAAUACCAUGACCAACACUUGAGUGAUACAUAUUGUAAACGUGCUCUGACCUUUCGCUGAGUGUACGAAUACGAUGCGAGCAUUUCGCGGCUAAAUAGGCAACAUAUUGUCUGGUGUAAUCGCCGGGGAUUUUCUAUUUUCGGCAGGCCCACCCGUACGAGUACACCUACUCGUGCGUAAAUCCCUCAAAUUGAUUUUUUUUUUUUUCUUUUUCCAAAGGCAUGUAAAUAUUUUUAUAAACUCCCAGUCAGCCCGUUCCACCACGUUGUUGACACGUUGAUUGCCCCUGCUCAAAAUGUGGGUGCAGCUGGCACCCACUCACACCCACACACACAUAGAACCUGUUGCUGCCUUUCACUUUCACUCGAAACACAGACACGCAGAGCACACACAGCCACACAGCAGCGACAGACAGACAGCGACACGCACGAGCACAUUACACGAACAGCUACCACCACAGCAAUGGCCGCCAAUGAAGUUCAAGUGCAACCGUUUCAUUUGCCUUGGCUCUUUCUCGCUGCCCAUCCUCCACUCGCUUCCUUUUGAGGCUGCAGGUGCUUAUUUUCAUUGCAGGGCGCUCCACCCACACCCCCGCCCCACCGCCGCUCGCAUCACGUUUCUAGGCCAGGGCUACUGCUGCUGCUGCCAAACCAAACCCGAAGCCAGCCGAAGCAAGCGAAGGUCUCGGUCAAGGUGUGUAUUGAAAUCAGGUGAAACAUUCCCAUGGCCAUGCUCUCAUUCGCUCUGCGUGUGCCCUGCGUCGGAAACAACACAUGAUGCCUUCCAGAGAGCGCUCUCUGGGCAUGCCUCACCUUCGUUUAAUACACUUUGGUAGCGGGCUCGAGCUCAGGCUCCCCAGCUUUUUGCUCCUUUUUUUGGCGUCGUCGGGCUCCAUUCAGUCUAGCAUUGAGCUCUGCUGCGAACGGACGCUUCGAUAGGCAUCAACGGGCGCGCGAUCCCAAGCUCUCUCUCCAUUCAGUUUUUUCUGUAGAAACUGUAGCUCCAGCUGCUACGCUUCAGCCAAAAAUACAUUUUGCUGACUGAGAAACCAACUUUAAAAAUCAAGCCACUCAAUCGACGAGGAAGGACUUCCGCUGCUCAGCUCCCUAGAAAAGGUUUCAAAGAUGCGUCGUCAGCAGACCCGUUACCGCAGCGAUUCCAUUGCCAGCCCCAGCCCCUUGGGCGGAAGGAAGGCCUCGAUUUCGGCAGCCAGUGCUACAGCCUCGCCCACACGCCGCGAGUCACUGGUAAAGCCUACCUGGCAGCACAUCACCCCGGGCCAGCUGCCUCCCAAGACGCUGGACAAGAUCAACGGCAUUAACUCGGACGACUCCGACGACGAUGGCUAUCCGAAGCGGCGGCCCAGCGUGAUUGUCCACCAGCGACAGCAGUCGAUCUCCCAGCAGCCGCUGCUGCCCGAAUUCAUGACCACAUCGUCCCUGUUCCAGGCCCAGCAGAUGCCUCAUCUCCCUAGUGCCAAUGGUUUCAUGGCUCGUCUGGGCAGCAGCGUUCGAUUGACCUCGUCCGAACAGCAGCCGCUCCUGGACACUGGCGGCGGUGGAGGCGGAGUGAAUGCUGGCGGCAGUGGUGGUGGUGGUGGUGGUGGUGCUGCUGCUGCUGCUGCAGGCAGAGCCCCCUUUGUGGCUCCACCAGCACCAGGUCCUGGCAACGAGGGAGCCAGUGCCACCCUCUGCAAGAACGCCGGACGGGCACUCAUACGCAUGAUUUCAUCCGGCAACGGACCGGAUGAGGACGAGGACUUUGACAUCAUGGGCAAGGUCAUUAUGCUGGGCGACUCGGGAGUGGGCAAGACAUCGCUUUUGAUACGAUUCCGCGAUGGUCGCUAUGUGCCCAGCUAUUUCCUGAGCACCGUUGGCAUUGAUUUUAGGAACAAAGUGGUCGUCGUCGAUGGCACACGUGUAAAGCUACAAAUCUGGGACACGGCUGGGCAGGAGCGUUUCCGCAGCGUUACACACGCCUACUACCGAGAUGCCCAUGCUUUGCUGCUGCUGUACGAUGUUACCAACAAGACCACCUACGACAACAUUCGGGCCUGGCUGGGGGAGAUACGGGAGUACGCCCAGGAGGACGUGGUCAUCGUUUUAAUAGGCAACAAGGCCGAUUGCAGUGGCAGUGAGCGACAGGUGAAGAGGGAGGAUGGCGAGCGCCUGGGCAGGGAGCACAAUGUCCCUUUCAUGGAGACAUCAGCCAAGACGGGACUCAAUGUGGAGCUGGCCUUUACAGCGGUUGCUAGGCAGCUUAAGAGUCGCGGCUACGAGCACGGCGAUGAUGGAAAAUUCAAUGUGCAUGAUUUUGUGCGUGACAAUACAAAGGCGCGCUCCGUCUGUGCCCAGUGCAGGAACAUGUAAUUUUCCCCGGCCACAUCCUCCCGAUCCCGUGCACAAAAGAAUGGCAGGACGAGCAGGAAAGCAUAAAAACAGGAGGGGCGGGGGAAAAAACAAUAAGCUAGCAUACAGAUCAAAGGGAAAUGGGGAAAGGUCGAUGGGGAGGCGGCAGGAGCUGGGCGCAAAAGUCGAACUUCUGCAUUUAAUAAACACGCAAAAUACGCACACAACAACAGAUACAAAUACAGAUACAUACAGAAAAACACGACCCACAGAUACACCUACAGACAGGAUAACAUGUUGGCACCAAUUUUUUAAGACCCUAGCGGGAAGGUAGCGGAUAGUAGGGGAGCGGGCAAGUACAUGGUAUGUGCGGUAUGGUUAGCAUUUUGUAUGUAAAUUGGAAUUUUUUUGGAACCGGGGCGGGACGGGCAGAGAUACGUACUCGUAUCAUACUUUAAGGAUGGCCAGUGCAUAAAUUAUUGAACAAUAUAUACAUAUAUAUAUACUAUAUACAGAUAUGAUAUAUCCAUAUACAACUGCAUAAAUGUACUUUAUUAAAAACGAGGAACCCUAAUGGAGCAAGGGAUGAUCUCCAGUCCUCAACUAAGAGAAACCAAUCGCCAAUCCGGAUUAGGAAUGGGAAUCAAGACACGAAAUCGUAAUCGUAAUCGUAAUCGUAAUCGCAGCAAAAUCAUGCAACAUUGAGAUUUGUCCAGCACGUCCAUGGGAGACCGCCAAAUGGAGGGACCGAACGGAACCCAGCGUGAAUCAGCAUCAGCUCCAUAAAGAUAUAUUACCCUCGAGAGGAGCAGCCGGAGAGAUGAUCGCUGGAUGGAUGGAUGGAACCAAAUCCUAUUCAAGAAAUACAAUCACUCAAUUUACCUAUACUACUAUAAAGAAACAAAACAAAAGAUUAUACCUAUUACCAAAUGUUUUUGGUUCUCUAAUGUUAAAAUCUUAAUUGUUAUGGCCUAUCGUUAAGUUUUUAGAUCCACACCAAACCAAAGAAUGCCUGAAGGCAUUUUAAAUUAUUUACACAGACACUAAUGAAUACCCCUUGCAAUUAAGUUAGUUGAAGCUCUCUAUUUAAGUCCACAUGCCACACCUAUAGCAAGCCGUAGAGCAGCAGCAGGAGAAGGAGAAGGAGCAGAAAGAGGAGGGUUACAAAUAAUCAAAGUUAUAACUAUAGUCUCCUACAACAGACCGCAGCGGCAUCCGACGCAUGCAUACUAUAUCAUAGCAGCAAAACAGCGUUAUAUCCAAGCAGACGGAAUGUCUAUACCAUAAACAACAAAUACAUAUUUACAUUGAAUGUGGUUAAAAAA
Drosophila pseudoobscura is the source of this 3904-nucleotide messenger RNA. It is a transcript of the gene Rab26, whose product is annotated as RAS oncogene family member Rab26. Bases 1356 to 2600 code for a protein of 414 amino acids. The record is from RefSeq and is a predicted model, not a curated record. The transcript has 7 exons. NCBI's taxonomy places the organism in Eukaryota, Metazoa, Arthropoda, Insecta, Diptera, Drosophilidae. Gene Ontology annotation, molecular function: GTP binding; GTPase activity. Gene Ontology annotation, biological process: regulation of exocytosis.